AUGUCCGCGACCUCCGAUAUCAAGAUCCUCCGAACCGUUGCCGAAGUCCGGCAAUGGCGCCGUGACCUCCUCGUCAAGAACGAGUCCGUCGGCUUCGUUCCAACGAUGGGUGCGCUUCAUGCUGGUCAUCUCGCACUCGUCAAUCACUCCAAGAAGGAGAACGACCAUACCAUCGUGUCCAUCUUCGUCAACCCUGCACAGUUCGCACCACACGAGGACCUGGAUCAAUACCCAAGAACGUUCGACUCGGACAAGGCAAAGCUGGACGAAUUAGGUGGUGUGAGCGCUAUCUUUUUGCCCACGGUGAAGGAGAUGUACCCCAAUGGCAUUAAACUCGACAGGUCAAAGCAAGUGGGCGCGUUCGUUGAAGUACAGGGAUUAUCCCACCAACUCGAGGGCAGCGUCCGACCACACUUCUUCCGUGGAGUAGCGACGGUCGUGACGAAGCUCCUGAACAUUGUUCAGCCAGAAAGGUUGUACCUCGGCCAGAAGGACGUACAACAGACGGUUGUUGUGAGGAGGAUGGUCACGGACUUGCACAUCCCUACGGACGUUAGAGUUUGCCCGACGGUCAGAGAGAGCGAUGGAUUGGCAAUGAGUUCGAGGAAUGCGUAUUUGAAUGAGGAGCAAUGGGAGCGGGCGAACAUUCUCAUCCAGGCCUUGAAGGCUGGAGAGGAGGCAUACUUGGCAGGGGCGAGGUCGCAGAAGGACAUUGUCGGAGCAGCAGUAGCAGUCAUUGGAGACUUGAUGUUGAAGAGCGAGAACGGUGUUACUUUGGAGUACAUGAGCUUGGCAGACCCAGAGACGUUGCAAGAGAUCGACGAGAUCCCAGAAGGCGGCAAGGCAAUCAUGAGUGGAGCAGUUAGAAUCGGAAACGCAGCAAAGGGCGAGAGGGUCACCCGAAUCAUUGACAACCAAUUCCUGCCUAGAGACGCAUAG
Messenger RNA from Saitoella complicata NRRL Y-17804, 939 nucleotides. RefSeq names its product pantoate-beta-alanine ligase. The record is from RefSeq and is a predicted model, not a curated record. The transcript has a single exon. Gene Ontology annotation, biological process: pantothenate biosynthetic process. The coding region runs from base 1 to 939 and encodes 312 amino acids. Gene Ontology annotation, molecular function: pantoate-beta-alanine ligase activity. Lineage: Eukaryota; Fungi; Ascomycota; Saitoellomycetes; Saitoellales; Saitoellaceae.